Messenger RNA from Candidula unifasciata, 195 nucleotides. Lineage: Eukaryota; Metazoa; Mollusca; Gastropoda; Stylommatophora; Geomitridae. The record is from the annotation of a GenBank genome assembly.
AUGAUGAUGAUGUUUGCGUUUGUUUAUACCGCCUUCGUAUUUGGUGUGCUGAAGAUGACAGCUGCACAGUUGCGCUGCCCUUAUGAGGGGUGUGUAUGUGAAAGAAACCUCAUUUCAUGUGCGGCACAAAACUGGAGAACGUUGCCCAAGCCACUUGUUUCACAUGUUGACGAUAUGGAGUACCUGGAUUUGCAA